AUGCCGUCUACACGUUCAAGUGACCCGAAGCCACCCAAGACUCACAUUCUGGACUUCUUUUAUGACGAUGAGGAAGGUAUAGCAUUCACUGCGCGGAUAAACGACCAGAGGUUUCAUAUCAGUGUUGAUGCGGGAGAUUUGAAGACCGAUUCCGGUGACGAGGGUGCUACUCUGAAUGAGUACCGACAUCUACUGCAGCGGGUUAAGGGGAAAGAUGAGGUGGAAAACGAGGGCGUCGAGAAGGCCGGCGACGGUGGCUGGCCGACUAAGAGAAGUGGAGAUCGAGAUAGUGGCAUCGACGUCAACGCCGACUCAGAGGGGGCCAGCUCGAAGGAAAACGAACCGAAUUUGGCUAUUGAAGACUCCGAUGCAGCGCUGGAGCUUCAGAACUGGAUAUUGAAAGACUUCGGCGACGAAGUGCCACAGCAGCGUGAGGCUUGCGACAGUGCGACGCAGGAUCGCAGCAUUCAAGACUGGUACGACACGUCAAUCGCAUACUACAAGUUACAACCCUCGUCUUCCGAAUCGUCCGUCGAGCCUGUACCGAUCGAAGAGACACCGAUAUUACGAAAACGCGUCGAAGGCCUCCAACCACAUGUUCCGAUACCCAAGAAGCUCAGGUCACUACCCAUCCCAUGGAUCCAAGCCUCAGAUGUCACCGUCCUGGCAGAGACAGACGAACCUCCUCCCAUCCACCCCUCCCUUGUACGAGCCUCCAUCGACGGCAGUGACCCGAACACGUACUUCUUCAAGCCCGUGGACCCGACCCAACCCCAGCCCGCGAACCGUGAGAUCGAGCUUCUACAUAAGGUUCAUUCCCUCGACUUGCACCAACACUUUAGAGUCCCUUACAUCCAUGCCUUUGUUGGCUUUCGGACCUCCAAAACCGACAUUGUGGGAUACCUGCUUACCACGAUCGAUGAGGCCGUACCGCUGACCAAGCUGUUGGACAGUGAGGUUGACGAAUCGAAACGGGAAAAGUGGGCACAGGAGACGAAAAAGAUUGUCAAGACACUUCAUAAGCAUGGUAUCAUAUGGGGUGAUGCGAAGGCAGACAAUUUUCUGGUGGACCGGGAUGAUGCACUUUGGGUUAUUGAUUUUGGAGGCAGUUAUACCGAAGGGUGGGUCGAUGAGGAACUGCUAGAGACAAAAGAAGGUGAUGACAUGGGGCUAGAGAAAAUAGUCAAUGGCUUGAAGGACCCAGACGGUAUGACUGUGGACUGGAAUGAGCAGGAGAGGGGGGAAAGUAGUGGUGGGAAGCGUAAGAGGGAAGAUGAGGCGAAUGGAGAGGAUGGAGAGGAUGUUAAGAGGCUAAGGCCUCGAGCUUCAUAG
Molecule: messenger RNA, 1332 nt
Organism: Cyphellophora europaea CBS 101466
Lineage: Eukaryota; Fungi; Ascomycota; Eurotiomycetes; Chaetothyriales; Cyphellophoraceae
Exons: 1
Coding region: 1-1332 (443 amino acids)
Biological process (GO): protein phosphorylation
Molecular function (GO): protein kinase activity; ATP binding
Source: RefSeq, a predicted model, not a curated record